Molecule: messenger RNA, 1783 nt
Organism: Neodiprion fabricii
Lineage: Eukaryota; Metazoa; Arthropoda; Insecta; Hymenoptera; Diprionidae
Product: serine/threonine-protein kinase PRP4 homolog
Exons: 2
Coding region: 68-1534 (488 amino acids)
Source: RefSeq, a predicted model, not a curated record
CAAUCCAAAUGAAACUGUAACACCGCAAUCGACUCUCUCUCCGUUAGUGAACGCACCGAGUAUCGGGAUGCUCAGCAACGCGACGUUCAACAUGGACCAACCGUACAGACCAUCCUCGAAUCGCUUAUUCGGUCAACUUCGUCCACGUCGUCGCGAAGCACGAAGCUCGGUGCGGGACGUUGAAAAGAAGCACAGGAAACAUGACCACAAGCACCAUCACACUGAUCACGAAAGCAACAAGAAUAAGAAGAAGCACAAACACAAGCACAAGAAAAAGCACAAGCUCGAACGGCACGCGGGUGGCGAAAGUGGUGCGGAAACUCCGGAGUACAGAAAGCUGAUUAGAAGAGCAGCGAUGAUGCGUCGAAAGCGGGCGAACCUCUACGAAGAUGCCUGGGAUCCGGUAGACUCGGGUUACGAGGAACCCGUCAUUUACAGCGCAUCGGGCAAGCUGACAAGCGGAUCUGGGAAGCGGCGAAGGUCACCGGAAGAGAAGGAUGAAGUGAAACGAGACGUAAUCAGCGCCUCGGUGGCGCUUCAGCCCUGGCUUAAUCCCAAGUCGGACGACCCGAUGACCUCCGGCUACCUGAACCAGCUGACCAACCGAUUGGUCCGUGAGUCUCUGACGCCUCCGGUGUACGAAGAACGGAAAAGCGCAAACGGCCGAAGCCUCGCCGACGAUGAAGUGAUGCUUCUGAGUAAACGGGAGGCCUGGAGAAACGAAAACGAGCAGCAACUCGAGGAGGUCGCCUUCGGCAAAGACAUGAGAGGAAAAUGGAGGGACGAGGAACGGUUUAAAAAGCUAACCGACAUCGACAGGAAGAAGAAAUUCGACGACGACGGGAUUGGCAGGCAGAAACGCGAGGGUGAUGAGAAGAGGAAUUCUAAUUCUUCUAAUUCUUUGGGAUCAGCUCAGUUGUCGCAAGUUGCAAAGAACGAAAAAGUCGGCAACAGCACACCGACUGUUAACGACGCAAAUCUAGUGAAACGAUCGACGAAUUCAGACAAUGUGAUAAACCGGAACUCGACCAAAGCAGUAAGCCUUCAGACUGAGAACUCUGAGGCUAAAUUUCUGGACUCGAAACUGAGCAGCCUUGUCUCUGGUGCAAAAAAUGAACAAGGUUUAAUUUCUGGAGUCCACGAGCGUGGAGAAUCGCAAAACGAGGUGGACCGAGUUCCGAGGACCGAAUACAAACAACGACACUCGACACUUAGUCGAGAGCUCCAAUCUAGAGGUCCAGAUCAAUCGACUCAAAACCCUGAUCAAAAAGAAAGUAUCACACGGAAAAUCGCGAUAAUUGACAAAAAUUCCGCAACGUCUAAAGAACCGAUUGAAAAACGAAACGGGAAGAGAUCCUCGCCGUUUGUCAUUCCAGAGGCAGAAGGGUCGGCGAUACUUCCACAUCUCGAAGUCUCCGAGCAGAGACAGCAGCAGAAACAGGCAGCGAAAACUGAGACGGACGAUCAAAGAGACAUUGCCAACCAAGUACUGGGACUUGAUAACCCCUUGAUUCUCGGCUUGAACACGUACUGAAGACGUUCGCGUGCCGUUUGAAAACGGAUGUCGACACGAUACCGGAAACAUCUUCUGUCGCUUACUCGAAUUAAUUAGAUCAGAACAAAUAUAACCAUUCGAAAUUUUUUCAUAUGAAAAUUCACAGGUUCAAACUAAUUCGUAAGUAUUUAUGUGAUGACUCACCGAUUCGUUUCUGAAUCUCAGUCCAUCGAUGUGAUCGAUCAGCGAUUUCAGCAACCCACCUGUAUUGAAAAGAAAAGGAACAAA